UGACGUUUUCUGAUUAGGCUAGCCAGUUUUUUGUUUCUGUUUGUGAAUAAUACUAAAAAUCACUCGUUGUUUAUCUCAAAUGUAAUGUAGUGAUUAGUGUUCCUAGUGUCGAAUAAAAAAACUAUAAUUCAUUACGCGGACCGUGAGGCGGGUUUGAAUUUCCAAGAUGACGGAAACUCGACGACAGCAACUGCAUCUCGGUAAAUGCAUCGAAGAUUUAGAUAAACUGCAUAAUAUUCCAGAUUUGAAGUCGAAACGGGCUACUGCGUUAUGCAAAACAGCGCAAAAACUUUUCGAGAGUGCAGCAGAGGCCCGUGAGAAGGGCGAUGAGGAGUACUCUUACGUGUGCUACAUGAAGUACUUGCGGGUCGUGGCGUGCAUCAGCAAGGACAAGGACUACUUGAAGGACAAGAACUACUUCAACCAGAUGUUAGGAACCAAAAACCCUAAUAAAGCCAUUGAUGCAGCUGAAGAGUUAAAGAAUAGUCUAAUUGACAGGUACAACCAAGAACAGAAGAAGAAGAGGCUUAACGACAUCCAGGAGAAUGAGGUUAUCAAGCAGAAAAUAGAUGAGAACCGCAAGAAAGCGCUAGAGGCUGCUCCCGCGCCGGAACCUUCCCAGCCUUUGGGGUUGCCAGGUUUAGACGAAGUGACCAUAAAAAGUGAGCAGCUCUACAACAUCCUCAAGAGUGGCAAAAUGAAGGUGAUGAUCCUGGACGCCCGGCCCGGCAAAGACUACAUAGAGUCCCACAUCAACUGCCCGUCCUGCAUCAGUGUGCCUGAAGAGAGCAUUUCACCAGGACGGUCAGCGCACAUCUUAGAACAGAAUCUGCCCGCGCCUUCCAAGCCUGUCUGGGCGACCCGAGCUUCCAUGGAACUCAUAGUCAUGCUAGACUGGUCUAGUACAGCUGUCAUCCCAGGGAACACUCUCCAUCUCUUGAAGACCAUCCUACUUAAGUGGGACGUCAAAGUGCAAUACCCUCGUCCGCCACUAGCUCUUCAUGGUGGCUACGAAGACUGGCUUCUUCGCUAUCCAGCACUCACCACCAACCCUCAACCAACACCAAGGGCCAAAGCACCUAAGGAUAUGCUAGGUGAGAUAGACUACCCGGUGUGGGCGGACCUGGCGCCGGCGCCGCCGCGAGCGCGCACGUCGGAGCCCGCGGUCGAUCGCAGCAGCAAGGCUGCAGCGUUGCAGAAGUACGAAGAGCGCGCUCGCAACAUGCAGCAGAUCAUUCAGCAACAAGAACGAUUAGCUGACACCUCCCUGACCUUAGAAAUGCAAAGAAUAGAAGCUGAACAGGAUUGGGAGAAAACCCACUUCCAACGCGAGACGGAGGAACGGGACGACGUCCGAGCGCUCUACAAGAUGCGUGAACAGGAAAUCAUAUCGCAACUCAUGCAGUUGGAAAAUAAGCAGUUUGACAUGGAACAAGAGAACUUGAGCCUCCGACAGCAGCUGGAAGAGUAUCAGAGACGAGAGCGCGCGGAGGCCGAGAAACUAGCGGAGCCCGUAGCCAAUGAUGAAGCCAAUGCGGAGAAGCAACGUGUGAUCGCCGAGCAAGCCGCGCAAGCGCGCGAACUAGCCGCCGCCUCCGCUCGCAUCGACGCCGUGCGGGAACAGAGGGAGGAGCUAGACCGGCAGCGGGAGGUGCUCGAGCGGGAGCGGAAGCGGAAACUCGCCCAGGCCAGGGAGAAGCGGAAACCUGUACUAGACAAGGAUGAAGACGGUGACACGUACAUGGUAUCUCCGGACGACGGACCCGCUGGCUUAAAUCGGUCGCAAUCUUCACCCAACAUUGCCAAGCAGGUGUCAUCAGACGAAGACGAGUCGCCUCCGUCCUUCGAUCGCAGUGUCAAACCUACCAAGGUCAUACCUAGAAACCACCAGAGGGACUUCCAACCGCAGUGGGGUGAUGUGGGCCGCGGUCUUACGGGCUUGAAGAACCUUGGAAACACAUGCUACAUGAACUCCAUUAUCCAGUGCCUCAACAACACCGCCAUACUGUGUCAUUACUUCUGCAACGGGCAGUACAUGGAGCAUGUCAACAGGGCGCAUGGAACGCGAGGAGCGAUCGCAGAAGAAUUGGCAGCAGUGGUACGAGCGCUGUGGUCUGGUCAGUACCGAUACAUCGCCACCAUCGAUUUAAGGAAUGAAGUGGGCAAGCACCAGCGAGCGUUCCGGGGCUGCGAGCAGCAAGACUCCCACGAGUUCCUCACGAUCCUCAUGGAUUGGCUCCAUCUAGACUUACAGUUCUCCAGCAAACCUCAAAUAAAGGAUAGUCUCCCACCCUCCGAAAAAGCGUGGCACGAGUUCACGAAAUCCAAAGAGAGCUUCAUCCUACGGCUAUUCUACGGGCAGAUCCGGUCCACGGUGAAGUGUACGGUGUGCGGCAAGCAGAGCGUCACGUACGAGUCCUUCUCCAACCUGAGUCUGGAGCUGCCGGCUAACGCUAACCGGUGUACGCUCAGUGACUGCCUAAAACUAUACCUAAACGGUGAAACCAUCCCCGGCUGGAACUGCCCGGGCUGCAAGGAGAAGCGAGACGCGCUCAAGAAACUCGACAUCUCGCGCCUGCCGCCCGUCCUCGUCAUACACUUCAAGCGCUUCUACGUCGACCCCAAGGAAUACAUGGCCAAUGCUUAUAGAAAGAAACAGACCUAUAUAGACUUCCCACUUGAAGAUUUAGAUAUGAGACAGUUCUCACUUAAUUGUAGCCCGAAUAAUCAGAUUUUUAAUCUUUAUGCGGUGUCUAAUCAUUACGGGUCUAUGGAGGGCGGACACUACACGGCAUAUUGUAAGAGCAGCGUGUAUGGCAAAUGGUACAAAUACGACGACCACGUGGUGACAGAGAUCUCCUCGAGCGAAGUGAAGUCGAGCGCCGCCUACAUUCUGUUCUACACCUCCUGCAAUAUGCGCAUGUCGUGAUCGCGAGGCCGGAAGCGACCCAGCGAGGCCAGCGGUAGCUUUAGGCCUUAGGAAGUGUAUUGGUGCCUAGGCCAAACCAUGUUGAGGCGAGAAUUUGUACAUAAAGUCCACCGCAAGCUGUCAACAUUUCCCGUAAAAUACAUACACGUCGUGAUCGCGAGGCCGGAAACGACUCAGUGGGGACAGCGGUAGCUUUAGGCCUUAAAACUCGUUGUAGCUAGGCCGUUGAAUUUGUACAUAGAGUCCACCACAAGCUAUCUAUGCUUCCUUUAAAAUGUGUAUGUCAUGAUUGCGAGGCCGAAAACUACUCAGUGAGGCCAUAGGCAGUUUUAGACCUUAGGAAGUGCAUUGGUGGCUAGGCCAAGUGUUGAUUAUACAUGUAUUGGCCCUGCUGAGGCAGGAAAUUGUACAUAAAGUCCGGUGAAACCAGUGAGCCAGCGAUAGCUUUAGGCCUUAGGAACUUCUCCGUAGCUAGGCGAGGUGUUUGAGACUAUGUAUUGGCUUUAUUGAGGACAGGAAUUUGUACAUAAAGUCCGGUGAAACCUACCUUUACACUUUCUGAAACAUGUGGAUGUCGUGAUCGCGAGGCCGGAAGGGGCCUAGCGAGGCUAGCGGUAGCUUUAGACCUUAAAAACUCGUUGUGGUUAGGCCAAGUGUUGAAUUUGUACAUAAAGUCCUACGAAACAUACCUUUACACUUCCUGUAAUAUUCACAUGUCGUGAUCGCGAGGCCGAAAGCGACCCAGUGAGCCCAGUGGUAGCUUUAGGCCUUGGGAACUUAUCAAUGGGUAGGCCAAGUGUUUGAGACUAUAUGUUGGCUAUAUUGAGGCAGGAUUCAUAGAUAAACUCCAGUGCAGCCUACAUUCUCUGCUACACCUACAAUUCGUGAUAGCGAGGGCGAAAGCAGCCCAAUAAGGCCGGAGAUUGGGGUUCGACCUAGUAGAGAAACUGGGCCUAGUAUGUUUCUGAGUGAAUGCGUUUUAGUUAAUUUACUCUGUCUUCUCUUUGGCGGUGACCAAAAACCACUUAAAGAGGCCGAAUGUAAAAUUUUAACCUUUGGGAUCUUCGCCUAAACGGGAAACUAAGCCAAGUACCGUUCAUCACAUGAGCAAUGCUAAUGCAAAACGAAAGGCGGAGGGUAGCUUAACCCCUCGUAUGCGGCCUGUCAAUUUUGACCUUGACAUUAAAUUUAAAGCAAUAGAUUAAAAUUCCCACGCACGGAUCCGUGUCUAAGCAUACGAGGGGUUAAGGCUUUAGGAUCUAUACGGGGACUAGACCAAGCGGUUGAAAUGAAAUAUUGGUUAAGAAUGCGCAUUGGACAUAACCUAUCAAGAAAACAUUUGUAAA
Leguminivora glycinivorella is the source of this 4275-nucleotide messenger RNA. It is a transcript of the gene Usp8, whose product is annotated as ubiquitin carboxyl-terminal hydrolase 8-like. Gene Ontology annotation, molecular function: cysteine-type deubiquitinase activity. Gene Ontology annotation, biological process: protein deubiquitination. The record is from RefSeq and is a predicted model, not a curated record. Lineage: Eukaryota; Metazoa; Arthropoda; Insecta; Lepidoptera; Tortricidae. The transcript has 19 exons. Bases 167 to 2929 code for a protein of 920 amino acids.